Molecule: messenger RNA, 2064 nt
Organism: Torulaspora delbrueckii
Lineage: Eukaryota; Fungi; Ascomycota; Saccharomycetes; Saccharomycetales; Saccharomycetaceae
Gene: TRS85
Product: Trs85p
Exons: 1
Coding region: 1-2064 (687 amino acids)
Biological process (GO): endoplasmic reticulum to Golgi vesicle-mediated transport; protein localization to phagophore assembly site
Cellular component (GO): TRAPPIII protein complex; phagophore assembly site; cytoplasmic vesicle
Source: RefSeq, a predicted model, not a curated record
AUGGUGAAGCUGUCCUAUGAGAACUAUAUGAACCUAUUACUGCACCUGGAUCAUGGUGAUGAUCGAGUACCUGCGGACAUCGCCAAAAGGAUAGUCUCCAACGCUAUUUCACCGGUGAUUUGUGUAACCUCGACUCCGGAACUUGAUAGGCAUAUCCAAGAAACUCACCAUCUAGAUUCCCUGUACAUGCUGCUGAGGUUUUUUGGCGAUUGUGUUGGCGAUAGAGAUCAGGCACACGAGUGCACGUCUGCCGGAAGCCCAUCAGGAGACGACCGAGCUGAAAAAUCAUCUUCAUCAACCUUAGCUGUAGCGAGUGGCCCUAGUCGAAAGAGAUCCAACAGCUUAUUCCAACGAGAUGCCACGCAAUCACAAUACAUAAGGUUCACAAGGCCGUUGAGGGACCUUGUGGAAUCAGCAGACACAAAUGAUAUGCUUUUCGAUUAUCAUACACUGGAAUCAUUUCUAGAGAACAUUCUAUUGCUGAUAGAAAAAAGUACAAAUGAUAAAACACCCCAUAAGCUACUCAAGAAGUCACUUUACCAUAGAUUUUUCUCACUGGCGAUAUCUUCAACAGCAUACCUCUCUCCAUAUGAAACCUUUAACCAUCCUGUAGUAUCCCUAAUUGCAUUGGACAUCCCAAUAGGACAAGGUUAUGAGGAGGCAAGAGAUCUUUUGACAAAAUUCAAGAACCUCAAUCACACAACAAAGAACUUCCCAGUAUUUCUAAAUACGAAUGAUGUUUUGCCUGUAUUUUUACUAUGCUACAACGGUGAUUCAGAAGAGCAGUAUGAAAUCUGUCAGUCACUGACUAAAAAACUCAAGAAACAACUUUUCGUGGAAGGGAUACUCUUACCCUUGUGGAAGGAUAACUACAAAACGGCGACGCAAGUGAUCCUCCACCAGCCAAUAAUGACUUCUUUAGAUGAAGUGCUGUACUUUCUCCGUGAACCAUCGAGGAUCGAAUUAUCACUUGAACUGAUUAACUCCAUCUACGACGUACUGGAAAUAUUAAUUAAUGGGCUAAUGAUACCUUUUAUGCAACGAAAAAUCUCAUUUUGGGAAGAGACUAUUCUGCAGCCUCGAAGAUCUUUAUUUCAUGGUUCAAAAUUUCUAAAAAGAUUCAUGUCAAAGACAACAAGUGGCACCAACAUACACCAGCAAGCCUCCAUUGCAAAGGACGCCAAUGGCAAAGAGUAUUUUGUAUCUUCGUCUGCAGAGUUCUUGAUGCGGAAGCUAGCAGAUUGGUCCAUGAUGCUUUCCGAUUACAAAACUGCCUAUUCCACCUACGACUCAUUAAGCCAUGAUUUAGAGCACUACCCGAAGUAUCUGGCAUCCUGUUUAGAAUGGUGCUCGGUAUCUGUUUUGAUGGGAGCCCAAAAUAUUGUGACCGCUAAGAUGCUCAAGACCGACAUUGAUCCCUUGAUUCAAAGAGCUGUAGAAACCUACGAAAAUUGUGCAUUAUAUGAUACCCAGCUGAGUGGCAGUAAGAAAAGUAAUUCUAUGGCUCCUGUGCGGUCUUAUGAGACUAGGUGCAUGUUUUUAGCAUCCGAACUGUUUUUGUCUCUAAGUGACACAUGGACAUCCACGCCUUACGCUUUGCGCAACCUCGAAACAAUUUUAGCCGAAUGUAGGCUCGGACCUUGUUCGCAGAUCAUGAUAUGGGAACGACUGAGUAAUUGUUAUCAACAAAGAAUUGAUCACAGGAUUCGACAUAAAGUGAACGAUGGAGCUAUGAGUAAUGAAGAAAAGGUGGAGAAUGAAGAUGACAGUGAAAAGGAGCAUACGCAUGCAGACAUUGUCACACGAGGAUUGACACGAAUGCGUAAAGCUGCAUUUUUCCAAUUGAUCGCUGCCAAUAAAUGGGCGGAACAAAAGCAGUGGAGACAGGCGAGCUGGUGCCUGAAAGAUACAGAAGAUGCCUACGCUGGAAUUGAAUUUGUCAACAGAAAGGACCUUGCUCUAGCAAAGCUCAAAGAAACACUGAAGAAUGUUGAAAUAGAUUCGAGAACCAUUGCGCCACCGAAAGAUCAAGUACAUGUUGAAGAAAAAGUGAUUACAGAUUAA